This is a messenger RNA of Nestor notabilis (Kea), 2721 nucleotides long. RefSeq names its product intraflagellar transport 122 (gene IFT122). Lineage: Eukaryota; Metazoa; Chordata; Aves; Psittaciformes; Psittacidae. The annotation marks the transcript as partial. Gene Ontology annotation, cellular component: intraciliary transport particle A; non-motile cilium. The record is from RefSeq and is a predicted model, not a curated record. The transcript has 20 exons. Gene Ontology annotation, biological process: protein localization to cilium; intraciliary retrograde transport; non-motile cilium assembly.
GCAGUAGGGUGCCAGGAUGGAACAAUAUCCUUCUAUCAGUUGAUUUUCAGCACUGUUCAUGGCCUUUAUAAAGAUCGCUAUGCUUACAGAGACAGCAUGACCGAUGUUAUUGUCCAGCACCUCAUCACUGAACAAAAAGUUAGAAUAAAAGGCAAAGAGCUUGUAAAGAAAAUUGCGAUCUACAAAAACAGAUUAGCAAUCCAGAUGCCAGAGAAAAUCUUGAUUUACGAGUUAUGCUCAGAUGAUUCUUCAGAUAUGUAUUACCGGGUGAAGGAGAAGAUAGCAAAAAAGUUCGAGUGCAACUUGCUGGUUGUGUGUUCAGAGCACAUUAUUUUGUGCCAGGAGAAAAGACUGCAGUGUCUCUCCUUUAGAGGCAUUAAAGAACGAGAAUGGCUGAUGGAAUCUCUCAUUCGUUAUAUUAAAGUAAUUGGAGGACCACCAGGAAGAGAAGGUCUCUUAGUUGGUCUAAAGAAUGGUCAGAUUCUGAAGAUCUUUGUUGACAAUGCGUUCGCGAUUGUACUGCUGAAGCAAUCCACGGCUGUGCGCUGCCUGGAUAUGAGCGCGUCCCGCAACAAGCUGGCAGUGGUGGAUGAGAACGAUACCUGCCUGGUGUAUGACAUUCACACCAAGGAGCUGUUGUUUCAGGAGCCCAAUGCGAACAGUGUGGCUUGGAAUACACAGUGUGAGGAUAUGCUUUGCUUUUCUGGAGGGGGUUACCUCAAUAUCAAAGCUAGUAACUUCCCUGUCUAUCAGCAAAAACUUCAAGGCUUUGUUGUGGGUUACAACGGCUCCAAGAUCUUCUGUCUUCAUGGUUUUUCUAUGUCAGCUGUUGAAGUUCCGCAGUCCGCACCCAUGUAUCAAUACCUGGAACGAAAAAUGUUUAAAGCAGCCUAUCAGAUCGCAUGUUUAGGAGUGACUGAUACUGACUGGAAAGAACUGGCCAUGGAAGCCUUGGAAGGGCUGGAGUUUGAAACUGCUAAAAAGGCAUUUACCAGAGUACGAGACCUUCGAUAUUUAGAGUUGAUCAGCAGUAUAGAGGAGCAGAAGAAGCUUGGAGAGAACAACAACGAGCUGUUCCUAGCAGAUGUUUAUGCCUACCAGGGAAAAUUCCACGAGGCAGCGAAGUUGUACAGGAAGAGUGGACAUGAAAACCUCGCUCUCGAGAUGUACUCUGACCUGCGCAUGUUUGACCACGCAAAGGAUUUCCUGGGAUCUGGAGACCCCAAAGACACAAAGAUACUCAUAAAAAAACAAGCAGACUGGGCCAAGAAUAUCAAUGAACCCAAAGCAGCAGUGGAGAUGUACCUCUCUGCAGGCGAGCACAUGAAGGCUAUAGAAAUCAGUGGGGACCACGGCUGGGUUGAUAUGUUAAUUGAAAUUGCUCGAAAACUGGAUAAAGCUGAGCGUGAGCCUUUGUUGAAGUGUGCCUUCUAUUUUAAGAAACUUGCUAAUCCUGACUAUGCAGCAGAAACCUACAUGAAGGUUGGUGACCUGAAAGCAUUGGUCCAUCUCCACGUGGAGACUCACCACUGGGAAGAAGCAUGUGCUUUGUGUGAAAAGCACCCUGAAUUCAAAGAUGAUGUCUGUGUCCCUUAUGCUCAGUGGCUAGCAGAGAACGAUAGAUUUGAAGAAGCCCAAAAAGCGUUCCACAAGGCCGGCAGGCAGCGCGAGGCGGCGCAGGUGCUGGAGCAGCUGACACGGAACGCCGUGCUGGAGAGCCGCUUCAACGAUGCCGCCUAUUAUUACUGGAUGCUUUCCAUGCAGUGUUUAGAUAUAGCCCAAGAGAAUGAACAGCAGAAGACUGAAAUGUUGCAGAAGUUUCAUCACUUCCAGCAUUUGGCAGAAGUUUACCAUGCCUAUCAUGCUAUCCACAGAUACACUGAGGAGCCAUUCAGUUCCCACUUGCCUGAAACCCUCUUCAAUAUUUCCAGGUUCCUGCUGCACAGCUUAACAAAGGAGACUCCUUUGGGGAUCUCAAAAGUCAAUACAUUAUUUGCCCUGGCAAAACAGAGUAAAGCUCUUGGUGCAUACAAACUGGCUCGUCAUGCCUAUGACAAGUUACAGGGACUGCAGAUCCCAGCUAGGUUCCAGAAAUCAAUUGAGUUGGGCAGCCUGACAAUCCGAUCCAAGCCAUUCCAUGACAGUGAAGAGCUUGUGCCCUUGUGUUACAGGUGCUCUACCAACAACCCUUUGAUGAAUAACCUGGGGAAUGUCUGUGUUAACUGCAGGCAGCCUUUUGUCUUCUCCGCUUCCUCCUACGAAGUGCUGCACCUGGUUGAGUUCUAUUUGGAAGAUGGCAUCACAGAUGAAGAAGCUGUAGCUAUCAUUGAUCUUGAAGCUCCAAGAUUGAAUAAAAGAGAGAAUAAAGGGCAAGAGAUUAUGAGUGACAAUGCAGAGAGUUUGAGGCUUGAUGACAGUACAGAUACUAUUGAAGAUGACCCCUUUACAGCAAAACUGAGCUUUGAGCAAGGCAGCUCGGAAUUCGUUCCCGUGGUGGUGAAUCGUGCUGUUCUCCAGUCCAUGAGCCGCAGGGACGUUCUCAUUAAACGCUGGCCAAAGCCACUGCAGUGGCAGUACUACCGCUCCCUGCUGCCAGAUGCCUCCAUCACCAUGUGUCCAUCGUGCUUUCAGAUGUUUCACACAGAAGACUAUGAGCUUCUUGUACUCCAGCAUAAUGGUUGUCCUUUCUGUCGACGGAGAAUAGAUGAGUCAAACCAAUGA